Molecule: messenger RNA, 918 nt
Organism: Erinaceus europaeus (western European hedgehog)
Lineage: Eukaryota; Metazoa; Chordata; Mammalia; Eulipotyphla; Erinaceidae
Product: soluble scavenger receptor cysteine-rich domain-containing protein SSC5D-like
Exons: 1
Coding region: 1-918 (305 amino acids)
Source: RefSeq, a predicted model, not a curated record
AUGGUGCGGCGGGCAGAGCGCCGGUGUGUGGGCCGCCCCGAGGGUGCCGCACCCCAGACCUCACACCCGCGGACACAGGACAGGGGCCAAGGGGCCGAACAGCCGCAAGCUGCACACAGGCUAGGCCGCUCGGAGCUGGGCACCUGCCCCUGGGUCCGGGAUCCGAAGGCCUCCGCGGCAGCCAGGCCCGCAACCCUCCCGCAUCCCGCCUGCAUCCAGCAUCCCUCCCGCAUCCAGCACCCCACCCGCAUCCAGCAUCCCGCCGCAUCCAGCAUCCCUCCCGCAUCCAGCAUCCCUCUCGCAUCCCGCCCGCAUCCCGCCCGCAUCCCGCCCGCAUCCCUCCCGCACCCCUCCCGCAUCCCGCCCGCAUCCCGCCUGCAUCCCGCCCACAUCCAGCAUCCUGCCCACAUCCAGCAUUCCUCCCGCAUCCCGCAUCCAGCAUCCUGCCCACAUCCAGCAUUCCUCCCGCAUCCCGCCCGCAUCCAGCAUCCCGCCCGCACCCCUCCCGCAUCCCGCCCGCAUCCCUCCCGCAUCCAGCAUCCCGCCCGCACCCCUCCCGCAUCCCGCCCGCAUCCCUCCCGCAUCCAGCAUCCCGCCCGCAUCCCGCCCGCAUCCCUCCCGCAUCCAGCAUCCCGCCCGCACCCCUCCCGCAUCCCGCCCGCAUCCCUCCCGCAUCCAGCAUCCCGCCCGCAUCCCGCCCGCAUCCCUCCCGCACCCCUCCCGAACCCCUCCCGCAUCCCGCCAGCAUCCCGCCCGCAUCCCGCCCGCAUCCAGCAUCCCGCCCGCAUCCCGUCCGCAUCCCGCCUUCCCCGCAUCCCGCCAGCGCAUCCUCCUCGGUUGCCACGGCAACGGCUGCCGGCGCGCAGGCGCACUGGUGAGCAGAGGCGGCGCUGCGCAUGCGCACUGCCCUGUCGCUAG